Nymphaea colorata (pocket water lily) is the source of this 1830-nucleotide messenger RNA. Its product is annotated as RING-H2 finger protein ATL70-like. Lineage: Eukaryota; Viridiplantae; Streptophyta; Magnoliopsida; Nymphaeales; Nymphaeaceae. Bases 355 to 882 code for a protein of 175 amino acids. The transcript has 2 exons. The record is from RefSeq and is a predicted model, not a curated record.
AAGGAUGACCUCCAAGAUAAACUAAGCUCAUUUUUGAGUUGUCAUCACUUCUUGACAUCUCUCUCCGUCUCCCUCUGUUGCACAUGCUGCUGGUGUUCAUAGGAGCUCCAUUUCCAGAGCGCCCGCCCACCAUGCGUUGACAUUUCCAAGUAUUUGACCAAUCGACCACCCCGACCUCCCUUCCCUGCCAAGCUUCUUCUUCUUUUUCUUCUCCACCUUCCUCUCUCUCUCUCUGCAGUUCUGUCGACAAAAACACUUGCCAUUUUUAUACUGCUGGGGAGCUGGCGAAGGUCGACUAUAUGGUCUCCAUUCACCUCUCAAAAGAAGAAAGAGGGAGGGAGAGAGACAGAGACGAUGAGCAACAGCUCUGCGAAUUUUGAUUAUUCAAAUGGAGGGCCUCUGAGCGGGUUCGCCUAUGGGAUAGGAGUCGCCGUCGGCGUCCUCGUCCUUAUCACCACCAUCACCGUCGCCUCCUACUUCUGCGCCCGCGCCCACACCUCCACACAACAACAGCGCCAGCAGCGGCAGGAACCCGGCAACGACAAUCUCCUGAACGGUAUUGGGGCGGUCGCCGGCGGCGGCGGCCUGGACGACGCCACCUUGCUCACUUGUCCUAAGCUCACCUACGCUCAGGCAGCGGGGCGGAGGGGAGGCGGCUCCCCUGUGCUGCCCAGCUGCUGCUCCAUCUGCCUAAUGGACUAUAAGGACUCAGACAUUCUCCGCCUCCUUCCCGACUGCGGCCACCUCUUCCAUGUCAAGUGCGUCGACCCCUGGCUCAAGCUUCGGCCCACCUGCCCCAUGUGUCGAACCUCUCCCCUUCCCUCCCCUCUGCCCACGCCGCUCGCCGAGAUCGUCCCUUUGGCCCGCCGGCAGCCCGUGUAGGAUUUCCCGGCCUCCCCAUGAAAGCCAAGACUUCUGAAUUCCUUUCGGCACCAAGGCUGGUGGAAAGGAAGCGAGCCACCAGUGACAACUGAAAAGGUAGAUAUACGUGAAUCUCGACGACCAACAUCGAAGGUUUUGGCAUAUGCAAGUACAAUUCCGCAUCCGAUUUCCCCUAUUGAGAGAUGAACAAAAAGCCGGCCUCGAUUUUAUCUUCAAAUUAAGCAAGUGAUUGAUCAAUUGGCUCGCAACCACCAUGAUUACUCUCUCUCAUCUCUUGUCCUUUUCUUUUACUGACAAAUUCUGCAAUUCCACUACCAUUGUUGUGCAAUUAAAUUCUGCAUCGAACUCGUGAAAGACUCCAAAUUCAAAUAGAAAUCCUGAUCUCUCCCCGCAGUUUGAGGUAUAUAAUCUAGUUUCCUGGAUGACCAGUUAGGAUAGGGAAGCCAGGUACCUAGGGUGGUGGGUCGAUGCCAGCAUGAGGGGGACACAUGGUGGGGACUACAGAUCCUGUGCCAGGGUACAGGGGAGAUCCUGGCGCUGUCCGUUGGGUCCGUUGCCGGCCAGACAGGAAAAUUAAGCUCCAGGAGGCGUCACACUUCUUCGAUUUGGCUGCGCCACCAUCAAUGCUUUGGAUGAAGUUGGCAACCGGCGGAACAAUCCGGAAGCAGAACAGACGCUUUCUUAAAACAAUGUGGACUUUUUUAUGUGCGUGAAACCAUUGCAUGUAUUAGGGGAAAUUAUUAAUAGGAGCCACUGCUGCUCUGACCUGCAAUGAAACGCUUGGUACUAAAAGUUCAUGGACGCAUUUAUUCUGGUAUUUUUUUGAACUGUAGUUCAAUAUCUGGUUGAUUCAGUCGCCACCGUUCUUUUCUGUUCAUUUGAUGUUGCCUUUAAGUCUCCGAUGUCUACACAAGAUGCGACUCGAGCAUACAAUUAUGGCUAAAAUCA